Momordica charantia (bitter melon) is the source of this 1594-nucleotide messenger RNA. The record is from RefSeq and is a predicted model, not a curated record. Lineage: Eukaryota; Viridiplantae; Streptophyta; Magnoliopsida; Cucurbitales; Cucurbitaceae.
AUUACUAACUGAGACAGUGAGGCAAUCACAAGAGGCCUGGGGCGGUCUAAAAGAUUGGACAGAAGUUGAGGGAGCAUGGGUUCUCAAACCAAAAAACUCUGAACCGAAGUCUGUUGUACAUUUUGUUGGGGGUAUAUUUGUUGGAGCUGCACCUCAGCUUGCAUAUCGCUUGUUUUUGGAGCGCCUUUCAGAGAAGGGUAUUUUCAUAAUUGCAACACCCUACGCCAGCGGAUUUGACUAUUUCUCAAUUGCAGAUGAAGUGCAGUUUAAAUUUGAUAGGUGUCAUCGGGGGUUUCUCGAAUCAGUACGAGAUCUUCCCAUUUUUGGUAUUGGGCAUUCUCUGGGAUCUGUCAUCCACCUUUUGAUUGGAUCAAGAUAUGCUGUUGAAAGAAGUGGAAAUGUACUAAUGGCAUUCAAUAAUAAGGAAGCAAGCUCCGCUAUUCCUUUAUUCUCCCCAGUUCUUGUUCCAAUGGCCCAGAGCAUGGGGCCUCUCUUAUCACAAAUUGCAUCAUCGCCAACUUUUCGUCUAGGGGCAGAGAUGACAAUGAAGCAAUUAGAGAAUCUUAGCCCUCCAAUUAUGAAGCAAGUCCUUCCUUUAGUUGAGCAGCUCCCUCCCUUGUACAUGGACUUGGUGAGGGGGAGAGAAGAUUUCAUUCCAAAGCCAGAAGAAACUCGACGCCUUAUAAAGUCAUACUACGGCAUCUCCCGGAAUCUUCUUGUAAAGUUCAAGGAUGAUACAAUCGACGAAACUCCAAUCCUAGCUCAGUUGCUCAGCUCAGAGUCUGCAAUUAGUUCAAUGCUAGACAUGUCAACUCGCUCAUUGCCUGGCGAUCAUGGGUUACCAUUGCAGCAGGCCCUCCCCGACGUACCGCCAGCAGUGGCAAAUGCCGUGAACCGAGGAAGUGAGCUUUUCACCAAUCUAACCGCAGGGACGCCAUGGGAGAUGGUGGCGAAAGAGGUUGGAAACACAUUAGGUGUAGACUCAAAAAUCCUCAGGGCCGAAGUAUCCAAGGAUCUAGACCUGCUCGUGGAAGUGGUAACAUCUUGGAUGGCCUCAAACAUGGGUCCGAAACUUCUGAGGCCAUAAAUUGAGUUGCAACUUGCUUGUUGUCUAUGGUUUGCGAUGAUUCUGAACUGUCCUACCCUUCAGUUAUGGUCUUAUGUGAACAAAGUGUUGUCCACAACGCGCGGUACACGUGCAACAGCAUCGUCCAAUCGUAGGUUCAUUGACUGAUUGGACUUCAUUGCAUAAGGUUCUGUUUCAAGCAGACUUGUAAUUGCUGUAAUUAUAAAUACUUCCAUACUUAUAAUUUAUUGAAAUAUUAUCAGGAAUGUUGUAUAUUAAUAAGGAUUUUCUUAUCAAUCUUUAUAUUUGUAAACUUAAUGGUUAGCCCUUAAGUAAUUACUUAAUUAGCAGACAUGGUUAGGGGUUCUAUGAGCAAAGAUGAUGAGAUUUGUAAGGCUUCAAAGGCCCAAUUAUGUAGUUUUUGGUUACUAUGGUUUGUCCCAGCUGAGAUAGAUCUAGAUCGAACUUGUAACGUCUGGUUUAAGUGGGUUUUUAAUAAUAGGGCGUCGAGGAUCUUGGCCUUUUUAA